GAUAAAUUACGCACAUUUUUGUUAUGUAAGUACUCACAAACAGGUGAUGUUUUAUUGUAAACACAAAUACUGUUUUUCACGGUAUGCUCGUCAAAUUAUUAGGCAAUCUAUUAAGCUCCCCGUCAAACUGUGCACUUCAACCACGGGUAAAACACAGGAAAAUAUGUGGUAAAUUUGAAUGUAGGGUUCUUGUAAUUCUAAUUUUUUCAGUUGUCUGAUAAGUCAGAAAUGACGCGGGUAACUGUUGUAUAAGACUAAAAUGGCAUGGGUUAUACUCUUCAAAUGUUCAGAUUAACUGCGAUCUUCAAUAACAUAAACAUCUGACUUAGCUAGCGUUACUUUGCUAACUAGUAACAAGUCAAACAUGCUAGCAACGGAUAUACACGUCUGUAGCUUCCCGUAAUUGACAGGUUUAGGUAAAUUAGGUAGAACUUUUUAUGUACACAUGAAUUGACUUAGACCAAACACCGCAUAACUAGACAGUGGCAAUGCCUUUCACGGCGAAACGAUGUGGAGUGAAUUUUAGCCCACCUUCAGUCGUGGUUAUUUACGAGGACAAGGACACCGGCAGGAAGAGAAAACGCGUUAUUCCAGUGAGAAAUUUCUCACAGUUUUCAGAUUGCAGCAAGGCUGCAGAACGGCUGAAACACAAUGCUCGUCACAGAGACUACCUGGAGAGUGUAUCCUUGAGCCAGCUAGAGAAGCUUCAUUUACUCCUGCGUGACCACCUGCGGGGGCUCACUCUAGAACAGAGCUUGGCUGCUUUGCGAGAUGAAGAUCCAAACGAGGAAGACCUCAAUAAGCUAAGCGACGAGGAUCUUGCGCAAAGGAAAGCUCAAAUGGACGCAGUCUUUGAACGCAACAGAAAGCAGAAGGGAGACCCAGACUUUGUUUAUGAUGUAGAAGUGGAGUUUACAGAGGUAGAGAGUCAGGGUGCCUGCAGCUGGGAUAAUGAUGGAUCUGAUGAUGGUUUUUAGCUGGCAUGAAAUUGGAAUUUUCAUCUUACUGAAAGCGGUUUUAUUAAGUUGCUUUGCUAUAAAAAAAAGUUUCAUAAAAGUUCAGUUUCAAUUAUUAUUAUUAUAGGAAAACCUAUUUUCUACUGUCUGUAGGGAAAACAAGGCUUAUUAACUUUUAACGGACUGUUCCAUCAAUUUUUAACUGUAUGAUAAAAUACUCUUAACCCUGUCAUUUAUUUUAAUUAGAAGGCAACUAUGCCUAGGUGAUCAAGUGGAAUUGAAUUGAAUCAGAUUGUCAAGCUAUGUAGUAUACAAAUAAAACCACAAUGCUAUAUCAAA
Molecule: messenger RNA, 1295 nt
Organism: Clupea harengus (Atlantic herring)
Lineage: Eukaryota; Metazoa; Chordata; Actinopteri; Clupeiformes; Clupeidae
Gene: cep19
Product: centrosomal protein 19
Biological process (GO): microtubule anchoring at centrosome; trans-Golgi to periciliary membrane compartment transport
Cellular component (GO): centrosome; centriole; spindle pole
Source: RefSeq, a predicted model, not a curated record